AUGCCGUCAAAUAAACCAGCAGCGUCCGAAUCGAUCCCUAUUCCUGAGCCUUUAAUCACUCGGCUGAUCAUAGCCCCGGUGCUCUUUGUCUCAUUCCUGAUAUCCUUGUUCUUCAUAGACCGCCAAACCUAUGGGAACAUCUUCGGCCAGUCGGGCAGGAAGGAUGGGUAUUAUCACUCCAACCAGCGCAAAUUAGCCAAGCGGGAAAUGGACGACGCCUUCCAGUUGCGACGGAAGGUUAUUGCCGCGUUGUGUAUAUUAGGUGCCAUGUCACUGGCACUUGUUGCUUGGGGGAUUGACUCGCUGUGGACCGUGUGGAGGGUCAGAGCGUGA
Capronia coronata CBS 617.96 is the source of this 333-nucleotide messenger RNA. RefSeq lists its product as uncharacterized. The record is from RefSeq and is a predicted model, not a curated record. The transcript has a single exon. NCBI's taxonomy places the organism in Eukaryota, Fungi, Ascomycota, Eurotiomycetes, Chaetothyriales, Herpotrichiellaceae. The coding region runs from base 1 to 333 and encodes 110 amino acids.